Messenger RNA from Zea mays, 1771 nucleotides. Its product is annotated as UDP-glycosyltransferase 92A1. The transcript has a single exon. Gene Ontology annotation, molecular function: UDP-glucosyltransferase activity. NCBI's taxonomy places the organism in Eukaryota, Viridiplantae, Streptophyta, Magnoliopsida, Poales, Poaceae. The record is from RefSeq and is a predicted model, not a curated record. Bases 113 to 1564 code for a protein of 483 amino acids.
AACCUCGCGCUAGCUCGUUGAUUAAAGCAAAAGACCUGCUGGCUCUAGGUACAUCCAUGAUUGUAGGUCAGGUCAACUGCUCUACCCAUUCGAAUCCAAAGAUCCAACCACUAUGGUUGGUACCGAGCACCCCGUGCACGUUGUCCUGUUCCCGUUCAUGGCGCAGGGCCACGUCGCGCCGUUCCGCUUCCUCGCCGAGCUCGUCCGCCGAGCCCGACCAGACGCCAGCAUCACCAUAGUCGCAACUCCCUGGGUGUCCGAGUCACUCCGGGCCACUCUCGCGGCGAGCAACGUCGACGUCCACGCCCUGCCGUUCAACCCAGCCGACCAUGGUCUCCCGGCCGACGCCCACAACUCGGCAAGCAUCGGCCCCGAUCAGCUCGGCAGCCUCUUCGCCGCCUCUGAGUCCCUCGGCCCAGCGUUCUGUCGCUUCGUCGCCGGCCUCAGGGCCACCGACCCUGCCGCUCAUGUACAUAUCAUGGCGGACAUGUUCUUGGGCUGGACGGUGGGCGUCGCCCGCGACGACGCCGGCGUGUCCCACUCCAUCGUCUUCACCUGCGGCAGCUACGGGGCGGCGGUUUACUUCUCGCUAUGGAACAGCGUCCCGCUCGGCGCAUUCAGCGCGGGGUCAACCGACGACGCCUUCGUGUUGCCGCAGUUCCCGCAGAUUAGCGUCCGGCGCUCGCAGCUCAGCGACCAACUUGCCGCGGCCGACGGCAAGGACACCAGGUCUACUUUCAUCCGCAAGCAGAUCGCCUUCUUCUCCCGUGCCGACGCGCUGAUUGUCAACACCGCAGAGAACCUGGAACCCAAGGGGCUGACGAUGCUCCAGCAAUGGUUCAACGUACCAGCGUACCCAGUUGGGCCACUCCUCCGUACCACGGUGGCAGCGUCGUCGUCAGAAACGAAGGAUACUAGCAGCACAAUCUUCGCCUGGCUCGACAAGCAGCUGCCGGGUUCCGUUCUGUACGUGUCGUUCGGGUCACAGUUCAACAUCAACGCCACACAGAUGGUGGAGCUAGCGAUUGGGCUCGAGCAGAGCGCCCACAAGUUCGUGUGGGUGAUCCGGCCGCCGUCUGGGUUCGACGACAACCGCGAGUGCUGGUCCGAGUGGCUGCCGGACGGGUUCAGUGAGAGACUAGUGGUCACAGGGCAGGGCCUUGUGGUACCGUGCUGGGCGCCGCAAGUGGAAAUCCUUGCGCAUGCAGCUAAUGGAGCCUUCCUGACGCACUGCGGAUGGAACUCGGUGCAGGAGAGUCUCGCCCAUGGCGUGCCACUGAUAGGGUGGCCGCUCUCGGCGGAGCAGUUCUACAAUGCCAAGAUGCUGGUGGAGGAGAUGGGGGUGUGCGUGGAAGUGGCUCGCGGGAGCGACGGCGUGAGAAGGGAGAGGAUCACCGAGGUGGUGGCAAUGGUGCUUGGCGAUACCUUGGAGCUUGCAGCGCUGAGACGGAAUGCGGCGGCCGAGGCGGAGAAGUUGAUUCGCGCAGCAGGGGAGAACGACCGCAACGGGUCGUCGGUGAAAGUGAUGCAGAUGUUCUUCAACGAAAUGUCUCAUCUCUUCUAACGAUUAUUACGGUCGUUGAGCAAAGGCUGCAAAUUGUAGUUUCUUUUUUUUUAAUUUAUAUUUGACGCUUAUUACGAUCGUUGAGUGAUGACAGCAAACUGUAGUUUUUGUAAUUUCUGUUUGUGUUUCUUUAGAACAACAAAAGCAAUGGUGACAAAUAUAUAAAGCACUAUUAUCAAAGUGACAGUAUGUUGAGGAUUCGAACCA